Molecule: messenger RNA, 699 nt
Organism: Rotaria socialis
Lineage: Eukaryota; Metazoa; Rotifera; Eurotatoria; Philodinida; Philodinidae
Source: the annotation of a GenBank genome assembly
AUGGAUGUAGGUGCAUUACAUGCUGAAAAUCCAAACCAUUUAAUUAUUUGGCUGGAUCAACAUAUUGGACAACCUGAAUGGUGUCAGCAAUUGAAAAGAGCAUUUUCAACUCAAACUGAUCCAAGAUGUGAGACCCUAGUGAGCCUGUCAGACAAGGACUACGAUGGAAUGCUUCUUGAAGGAAGUGCUUGGCCAAUAGAUUUCGAGGGUGUUAGUUAUUUAAUGGAAGUAUUCACCGAUAUUGACAGGUGUAUACACUGUUUCGAACGUAACAGGGAUAGGCGAAUUUUUCUUAUUGCAUCAGAAACACUGGGGAAAGUGGUUGUACCAAUAAUUUUAGAAAGAUUUCAAGAUAUGUUCAUUGAUCCAGUUACUAAUGAACCAUACAUGUUCAUUUAUAUUUUUUGUCAUAAUAUUGCAUAUCAAGUUGAAUGGGCAUUUGACUACUGUGAUUAUGUUCAAAUGUUCAAUUUUGAUGCAGACUUAUUAGCUCGCGUGCUACACGAUAUUGGCAAUUACUAUUUUACUGAAGGUAGACGGUUAUUAGGUGAAAAUCCUCCAAAUAAUGUAGCAGCUCACUAUCGUCUCCGGUGGGCGCGCAUUCUAUAUCAACGACAUAAUCAAAUGGAACACGUGUCAAUAAGCCAUGAACUUGAUGAAAUCAAUCACCUUCUCGAUAAUGUAGAAGAAGAAGAAUAA